GGGACCAAGUAAAGAGCCAUGUUGAAGUCAUUAAAGUGGACAAUAAAGAACAAUUACUUGACGAAGUCAAUGUUAAAUCUGGUGAAGCAGACAAAAGUAGAAGCUCAUUCCAGGCGUCAAAAAAGAAUGAUAAUCACAAAGAAUCAAUUCAUGACAAAAAUGUUGAUGUAUCAGAUGCUGGCACAGGAGUACGAUCUUUUUUAACAUCGCCUCUUAACAGUGAAGAUAACAAAGAAACACUAGAUGACAUUAACACUAAUAAUUCUGAGAAUACGGAAAUGGUUUUUGAAGUGGACAGUAAAGAACAAUUUCUUGACGAAGUCAAUGUUAAACCUGGUGAAACAGACAAAGCCAUUGAAGUGGACAAUAAAGAACAAUUACUGAACAAAGUCAAUGUUAAACCUGGUGAUACAGACAAAGCAGGGGUACGACCUUUAUUAACAUCGUCUCAAAACAGCGAAAGUGAAUCUAACAAAGAAUCACCAUUACAUGAACAUAACACGAACAAUUCUGAAAAUACAGAAAUGAAUGACAAUUCAAAUGAGGCAGAAAUACAGAAUGUUAGUGAAAAUCAUAAAGAAUCAAUCCUUGACAAAAUGAAUGAUGAAUUGGAUGUUCCUGGAACGAAUUUGGUAGAAACAGAUACAAAAUUCAAAGUCCAGUCUCAAAAUCAUGACCAAUUUCCACAACAUGGUGAAAGUAAGAUUCAAUCUCGUACCAACAGAUUUACAAAUGAAGAAGGUUUUAAAGGUGACAGUUAUGUAAAGGAGAUUAAACAUGAAGAAAGUCUUAAUUUUGAUACACAAUUGCUAUCAGCAGCUGGGAUGAUCGCCGACGCUUUUGGGAUGACUGCCAAUGACAGUUCAACAGAUGAGCAUUCAGAUAUAGAAACGGAAAGUUCUUCCACUAGAUCUAGCAGAAAUGGAAACAGUGAUGCUUCCAAAUCUGAUUCAGGGUUAUCAGAUGAUCACACACAAUCAGAUGACGACAGCGAGGGCUCAGGAACAGUUGUAGAAAUAGAUCGGACUGAAUUCAUGAUUGAAGUUUAUAUGCCGUUUAUUAAGCAUCAAAUUAUUGUAACUGACAUUCUAGAACAUAUAGAUUUUAUAGAAGACCGUGCACGUGAAAUAAUUAAAAGUAAACACAAAUAUUGUGCCCCGGAUGCGUUUGAGCGUCUCAUUUCUGAAAUUAAGAAAAGCAGAGCUGAAGGCAAAUGGCAAACAUUUCUCCAAGCUCUCAAAUCAGAAGAAUACAAAUACAUAAAACUCCUGAUUGAGGGGAAAACCGAGAAACACCAUGACGGCAACAGAGCACUGCUAAGGCUUCUUACACCAGAACUUGUUAGAAGAUUACACUUACCAACAUUCCUUGAUAAAAUUUACGAAAAUGAACUGUUGAAUGAAAGGGACAAAUCCGUAGUACAAGCAAAAUUUGGAUCGAGUGGGGAGUAUGAAGCAAUUAAGGAUGCACUAGAUUAUGUCGGUAAACAAAAACAAAAAGAAGAUUGGAAUAAAAUUCUUAUACAAAUAUUUGAAGAGCUCGGACUAUGGGAUAUAGCGGAUCUUUUUGAAUUUAUCAAGCCAACGGAACAAAACCUGCCGGUUCAAGAGACAACAACCCUGCCAACAAAGGGGCGGAAUACCAAAAGGAAAGAACGUGAAUGGCGACUAAAGUAUCUUUCAACUAGAAAAAGUCAACAUUCAACUGCUGACGGAACUGACGAUUCAAUGCAAUUGGCAGAAGUACACGAAUUCCCACCGCUCGACCAAAGUUUGCCUACUCGCCAAGACAUCAUCAAACUAACAUCGGAGAUCAGAAAACUCCGUAAAACAGCAGAAAGACAAAUAAUUCUUAGAGGUCAAGCUGUAAAUUAAUGAACAUUUGUCGAACAUUUUAAAACAAAUUUUGAUCUCUCUUCAAGGUUCAUCUUUGAUUUUCAUGGCUUUCUCUAUACAUUUAUGCUUUAUACAAUUUAUUGAAAAACUUAUCGAAGUAAAAACAAUACAAAAACUAAAAUAUAUAUUUUGUAUCUAUAUACUUAAGACUCGUUACGUUCCUCUAAUAUGUGAUUUCAAUAGCCGGGAUCGUGCAUUUGUUGGAGACUUUCAUUGAAACAGCUUACUAC
This is a messenger RNA of Ruditapes philippinarum (Manila clam), 2125 nucleotides long. RefSeq lists its product as uncharacterized. The transcript has 15 exons. The record is from RefSeq and is a predicted model, not a curated record. The coding region runs from base 279 to 1874 and encodes 531 amino acids. Lineage: Eukaryota; Metazoa; Mollusca; Bivalvia; Venerida; Veneridae.